Bipolaris sorokiniana ND90Pr is the source of this 402-nucleotide messenger RNA. RefSeq lists its product as uncharacterized. The record is from RefSeq and is a predicted model, not a curated record. The transcript has a single exon. NCBI's taxonomy places the organism in Eukaryota, Fungi, Ascomycota, Dothideomycetes, Pleosporales, Pleosporaceae. Bases 19 to 219 code for a protein of 66 amino acids.
CAGAGGGACGCCAUACACAUGUCUAGGCACACAAGUAUUGGAGCGUGUCAAGUUCCGUGGUCAUCGACGAUGCCAAUGCCUUUGAACUUGCAACCUCCAAAAAAUCUCCAUGACACGAAUCAAAACAAGAAAAUCAAUAAACUAUCUUUUGCUAUCGAACCUUGUGCCAAGUCAGCGAUCGUACCUGUAGCCGGGUGUGUAUCUGCCACAUCACAAUAGUCCUGUAACCUAGGCACUCGUACCCGUUUCCCCAAGUGCCCGAGGUGUGUCCACAUCAGGAAAGCCACGAUGCCCAAACCUCGAUCUCGAUCCGCAACCCUAUCUAUCUCCCUGUAGAGUGUAUCUGGAAUCACGAUGAUUCCACAUUAAAAACAAGGGUGUAGUACGAGACAUGGCUCCAUC